Molecule: messenger RNA, 276 nt
Organism: Penicillium canescens
Lineage: Eukaryota; Fungi; Ascomycota; Eurotiomycetes; Eurotiales; Aspergillaceae
Exons: 2
Coding region: 1-276 (91 amino acids)
Source: RefSeq, a predicted model, not a curated record
AUGGCCACCCUCAGGUCAGAUGCCACUUACAUCCGCGACAAAUUGACCAGAGACGUUGACCAGACAUGGGGCUUUUUUAUCUACCGUACCUGCUACUACAACGACGAUGCACGGUGGGAGAACUUUCUCGAACGAAUACGCCACCGCGAGCUUAUGAGGUCUAUGAGGUCUCUUUACGAAGAUUAUGACGCUACCCUAGUUCAACAUGGAUUCCCAAUCAUCGUGGACAAAGAGGCCUUGGACUCUGUCCUAGAAGAAAAAGCACCAGCUGAAUGA